Messenger RNA from Capsella rubella, 1370 nucleotides. RefSeq lists its product as uncharacterized. Lineage: Eukaryota; Viridiplantae; Streptophyta; Magnoliopsida; Brassicales; Brassicaceae. The coding region runs from base 78 to 1109 and encodes 343 amino acids. Gene Ontology annotation, biological process: SCF-dependent proteasomal ubiquitin-dependent protein catabolic process. The record is from RefSeq and is a predicted model, not a curated record. Gene Ontology annotation, cellular component: SCF ubiquitin ligase complex. The transcript has 6 exons.
CAACUCCCAAAAUCAGCCGGUAGCAACUAGUCGUCGAUUCUAAUCUCCGGCGAUCAGAAAUUUCACGGUGAGUUUUGAUGGAAGAAAAGCUGCCAAGAUCUCUCAAGAAUCUCGACCUGAAUACGAAUCGUGAACCAAAGGAUAAGAUUCUUGUUUCAGCUUAUCUAUCUUCUUUACUCACAGGAAUUUCUCCGUUGAACUCAAAACCUCCGUCUCUUGUGAGCUUAUGUCUUGGAGUUAUUGGGAAGCAUUUAGAUGAAAUGAUCCCUUGUUUAGCUGAUAUCGCUGCUAUAUUCCCAGCAGACAUCAAGAUGUCUCUUGCAGCAAUUGCUAGAAGAAGAAAGCUACUGGAUGAUGAUGUUAUUAUCUCUUUGGCUGACAGUUCCUGGGAAAUUCUAGACGUCAGCGGUUCAGAUCUUACGAAUUCUGGCUUAGCUAAAGUGGCGGAAAUGUGCAAAUCUCUCCGAGCUGUGGACAUUAGCCGGUGCAACAAAAUCACAUCUUUGGGCGUGUCAGAGCUUUUACAACACUGCCGAUCAUUGGAGACUCUUAGAUGCGGAGGAUGCCCGAGCAGUGAGUCCACUAUACGCAGAUCUUUAGGUCUCUUUAAGCCAAACUUGAGUAAUGUUGAAGGAGAAACAUGGGAAGAACUAGACACUUCAGAGAUUGGUCAUGGCGGUCAAUCAUUGCGUUGGCUUGUUUGGCCAAGAAUUGAUAAGGAUUCAUUGGAGAUGCUAUCCUCGGAGUGUCCAAGAAUAGUGGUAAAUCCCAAGCCAUCACUUGUCUCGUACAGAACAGACGAGGUUCCUCAAGAAGCACUACCAGAUGUUGCACUAGACGGACCCUUUGUCAAAGAUAUUGAUCCUAAGACGUGGGUUGUUACUGAAGUUGAGCAGAAGCCCUCAUCUUUCCCGUUAUCCAAUGAACUGCCAAUAGCAGAAAAGUUCAGACUAGCGUAUGCAGAGAGAGAUGCAAGAUUGGCCCCAAAACGUGCAAAGAAUGCAAGGCAACAUCAACGUCGUGCUGAGAGGGAUUGGAUGAUGUCAAGCGACAAAGCCAAAGCAAUGGUUUUGGCAUCAAAGGCUUCCAGAUCUUUGCACAAGAGUUAGCAAUAUGGAUUCUUUUCAUCAAUAUAUGUCAAAGAAAAUAUAGGAGGAAGAUGAAUGGGUUUUCUAAGAAUGCAUGCCUCUUCUCUACUCUAGUCACGUUGAAUCAGUACACAGCAAUUUUUGGGAGGAAAAGAGAAUAGAAAAGAAGAGUCGGUGGUUACAGAAAAGUGUUUGUAACUGUGUAAUCUUGUUUGUGUUUGUAACUCUGUAAUCUUGUUUCUAUAUCGUUCAAUUGAUGCUACAGUCAAAAAUACUUGAAAC